Fusarium odoratissimum NRRL 54006 is the source of this 1595-nucleotide messenger RNA. RefSeq lists its product as uncharacterized. Bases 126 to 1595 code for a protein of 489 amino acids. Lineage: Eukaryota; Fungi; Ascomycota; Sordariomycetes; Hypocreales; Nectriaceae. The record is from RefSeq and is a predicted model, not a curated record. The transcript is spliced from 10 exons.
GGAAGCUGCGAUAGCGGCAGGAGGGCGGUUGUUAGUCCUGAGAUCGGCAUAUAUAAGCCAGUCACUCGUCGCCAUGAAGUACUGACUUUCCUCCAUAUCCUUCCAGCGAUUCAAGUCAUCAAACAAUGACCGACAACAAGACUGCAGUUUCUCCCUCUGACAGGGCUCGAUCACCUCAGCCUUCGGUGCGAGCUGCUGAUAUGAACACAACAAGGGAUGUUCCCAGGUGGAAAUACAUAUGGCAUCACAGUUUGACCCAGAUGAUUCUUCUGAGCAUUCAGGCUUUCUGUGGUCCUGCUAUGUCGGAUGCCAUUGCUGGCCUCGGCGGCGGUGGUCUUGCAACUCCCCAAGUUUCCAACAUCUCGACAGCCCUGCGAUAUGCUGCUCUUGCUUUCACCUGUUUCAUGGGAGGCCCUAUCGUGAACAAGAUUGGAGUCAAAUGGGCUUUGGUGAUUGGCUCCAUGUCCUUUCCCAUCCAGGGUUCCGCAUACUACUGCAAUAGCAAGUUCGGUAACCAAUGGUAUCUCAUCCUCAGUGGCGCCAUUGGUGGAAUCGGCACAGGCUGUUGGUAUGUCGCUGAAGCUGGUGCCAUCAUGACCCUAGCCCCUUCUGGAGCCCGUGGAAAAUAUUUGGCCCUGUGGAUUGUGUCCCGAAACCUUGGCCAGCUUGUUGGCGGUGCGAUCAACUUGUCCAAGAACCACGAGAAGGGUGUCAGUGGCGGAGUUACUCCCGAUACUUACAUUGCCUUCCUCAUUAUUGAGUGUCUAGCUCUGCCAUUCGCAUUUAUGAUCACGCCCUUUGAGCAUGUCAUUCGAUCCGAUGGUACUAAGAUCGUUACUACCGAGACCCUCUCCACAAAGCUUGAGGUUAAGCGCAUCGCAAAGACCAUGACCUCGCGACUCAUCAUUCUGUCGUCUAUCUGGGCGGUCUGGUCUUUCUUCUACAGCGGCUCCUGGUCAACUUAUCUCGGCAUCCACUUCACCGUCCGCGCCCGUGCCCUUUCGUCGCUCAUCUCGCCAUUCUUCUGCAUUGUUGGCUGCUUUGGCCUCGGCUUCAUUCUUGAUGCCAAGAAAUUGGCACAACGCCGCCGCGCCCAGAUCGGUCUCUAUACUGUUGUCGUCCUCAACGUCGGAGUGUAUAUCUGGUCCAUCAUCAUGCAAGCUCGAUUCGAUCGCAAUGACCCAGGAGCUAUCGAUUGGGACGACAGCCUCUUCGCCACUUCCUUCUUGCCGUACUUCUUUGUGCAGACAACAGGACCACUUUCCCAGUCGUACAUGUACUGGCUUCUGUCAUCCUUCGCGACCGAUGCACAAGAGAAUGUUCGAAAUGGAGCUGCGUUCCGCUGUCUUGAGGCCAUUGGCCAGGCUAUCGCAUAUGGCAUGAACACUCAGACGAAGAGCGAUCCUCUUGUUGGGUUUUGUGUGACUUUUGGCCUGUUAGGUGCUUCACUUCUGCCCAUGAUCAUGCUCGUCAACACUACACCCGACAGGAUCCCCGCAGACGAGAUUGCAGAGCAACAGGCAGCUCUCGGAGAGAAGUUCGCAGAUAUCGAAGGCCAGGCUGUGAACAUCGAUGGAAGCUCCACCAAGAAAUAA